Nothobranchius furzeri (turquoise killifish) is the source of this 3115-nucleotide messenger RNA. RefSeq names its product double PHD fingers 2 (gene dpf2). Gene Ontology annotation, molecular function: transcription coactivator activity; histone H3K4 methyltransferase activity; histone binding. The record is from RefSeq and is a predicted model, not a curated record. Gene Ontology annotation, cellular component: MLL3/4 complex. Gene Ontology annotation, biological process: positive regulation of transcription by RNA polymerase II. Lineage: Eukaryota; Metazoa; Chordata; Actinopteri; Cyprinodontiformes; Nothobranchiidae.
GGCGCUUGGGUUCAUGUUCUUUCCGCCUACAAGUCCAGACAGCGGGCACUCAUUACCCAACAGCCACUUUAACCGUUUUUUAAAAGCAAGAUGGCAGCUGUUGUUGAGAAUGUUGUCAAACUGUUGGGAGAGCAGUACUACCGAGAUGCCUUGGAGCAGUGUCACAACUACAACGCCAGGCUCUGCGCCGAGCGGAGUGUACGGAUGCCCUUCCUGGACUCUCAGACCGGCGUGGCUCAAAGCAACUGCUACAUCUGGAUGGAGAAGAGACACCGGGGACCAGGCAUGGCUCCAGGGCAGCUCUACACCUACCCCUCCAGGAGGUGGAGGAAGAAACGGAGAUCUCAUCCUCCAGAGGAUCCACGGCUCAUUUUUCCUCCUGUCAAGUCAGAGCUGGAUUUAGGCCUGAAGAAGGAUGGACUGUUGUCAUCAGAUGGCAGCAGCCUGGAGGCUCUGCUGAAGGGAGAGUCCUUGGACAAGCGGACCUCCACAGAACCCCGGGGGUCAGAGGAGGACUCAAACCAGAGUGAUUACACCGGAAGUCUGAACCCUGCUGCCCGCAAUCGAAAGAGAAUCCUCGAGCCAGACGACUUCUUGGAUGACCUUGAUGAUGAAGACUACGAGGAGGACACGCCUAAAAGAAGAGGCAAAGGGAAAGGGAAGGGCCGAGGAGUGGGCAGCAGCAGGAAGAAGCUGGACACAGCAGCUCUGGAGGACAGAGACAAGCCCUACGCCUGUGACAACUCUAUCAAACAAAAGCAUUUUUCAAAACCUUCUGAAAGAGUUUGUGGGAAACGCUACAAAAACCGCCCCGGCCUGAGUUACCACUACGCCCACUCCCACCUGGCAGAGGAGGAGGGGGAGGAGAAGGACGACGUGGACCUCAGCGAGCCGGCCUUGACGCUGCCGGAUGAGCCAAAAACUCCCAAAAAGGGCCCAGAUGGUCUCGCGUUGCCUAAUAACUACUGCGAUUUCUGCUUGGGAGACUCCAAAACCAACCACAAGACGGGCCAAUCAGAAGAGCUGGUGUCCUGCUCUGACUGUGGACGCUCAGGUCACCCCUCCUGCCUGCAGUUCACGCCCGUGAUGAUGGCUGCCGUGAAGACGUAUCGCUGGCAGUGCAUCGAGUGCAAGUGCUGCAACAUGUGUGGCACUUCAGAGAAUGAUGAUCAGCUUCUGUUCUGUGACGACUGUGAUCGAGGUUAUCACAUGUACUGUCUCAACCCGCCCAUGUCCGAGCCUCCAGAAGGGAGCUGGAGCUGCCAUCUAUGUCUGGACCUACUAAAGGACAAGGCUUCUAUCUAUCAGAACCAGAACCCACCUACAUCGUGAUGGCCAGCCCGGCCGUCCUGCAGCAGCAUGGUUUGUCCCUGAAGAUGCUCCAGGAGCUUCCCUGUCAAGCUGACCUCCCAAGGAAGUUUGUUCUGGAAGAACAGUGAAAAGGGAAGCGUGUCUUAUCCAGACUAGCCCCAGUAAGCCCGACUGUUACACUGUUCCAACCUCAGACCCUAACCCACAUAGGCAGCAUAAACAGCCAAACCAUUACCUUCUGUUGGGCUUUUCUACUCAGAGUUGCUAAAGUGUUUUGAUUUUUAUGAAAACAGCAGAACUGGAGCUCAUUAAACUCAAACAGCAUCCCCUAGCUUGCUCAUGGUGGUUAAAAAAUAUAUAUUUUAUAAUAUGUAUACAUUUCUAUGAUAUAUUGGUGAGUAUUUAAAGAAUUUAAAAUAAAUUAUUUGUCACGUUUAUUAUUAAAAUACACCUUAACAUGGUGGGAAAAGUCCACAACAGUGAGGUUCUUCUGUAAUCAAUCAGAUGCAGUCAGAGGCAUUUGCUGAGGCUGUGCAGCGAUUUAUCAUCUAAUACACACACACACACACACAAAUAAAAAAAAAGGAAUUAUUGAUAGAAUCCCUCACACGUCUGUCAAAGUGGCUCCAAAGGUUGCAGAACUUCAAAGAUGGCAGGUUGGACUUUUAUCUCAGUCAGAUCUUUUGUGUUGGGACUCAUAUUUCCUUUCAGGCUUUGAGGCUUUUAUUUUGACAGAACAGUCUAUCGCAGACAUGACGUCGGAACUGGACGACACGCCCACCCACCCGUCUGAUCCACAUACGUGAUUCUCGUUGAUCUCGUCUGCAUCGGUGUUCGACUAAAGGGAAUUCUGCUGUGUUGUAGCAGUUUGAUUAUCAAUCCUCACCUUUUAGGUUGUUCGGAGUCGGUUUAGAAAAGCAAUACACAAGCUCCUGGGUGAUGCCGGGAAGAGCAGCGGUCUGUUCAGACUCUGCUGACAGAUGGUGUGUGAGAGAUGCACCAGAGAGGAGCAGAGAUUUAGUCCUGAGGAGAGUGCUGUUUUAGUCACUUUGACUGUUUUCAUGCAGUCAUUUCCUUCUGUGGCUGAUCUUAAAAAGUCUGACUGAGCUGCUGAAGCACCAACUUUACCUCAGAGAUGAAACAGCGUUUAACUGUGCUGCAUAGAGACGAGACAACGUCAGGAGGAAAGGUGAUGACAGCUGCAGCGUCUGCUUCACUAACUCUAGUAAAACAGCUGCAUGUUCACUAAGCGCUCUCAUAUCCUACAGAGGUGUGUGUGUGUGUGUGUGUGUGUGUGUGUGUGUGUGUGUGUGUGUGUGUGUGUGUAGGCAGGGGGUGUAAUAUAACUUAACCAUGCUAUCAUGUCUCAGUAGCCAACUAACCAAUGCUAAAGCAUUACAUGAAAUUCACUCGGCUUCUUUUCUUCUUACUGUGUAGCCCUACUGCUUCAUCUAGAGAAUAUUGUAGCUUUUUUGUAUUCGGCAGUAAACGUUUGCAUACCUGAUGCGUGGGACAUUUGGGGAUUAGGUGGAAGUUUUUUUUCUAGUUAAUCCUGUCAUCAGGUCUCAGCUGAGCCUUCAUGCAAAGGUCUAAACACAACGAGAAGUUUAAUCAUCCAGGCUCGAUAACAAAGUCAUAUCUGGUUCUGGUGUGUAAUUAUUGCUUAAUUAUAGAUUGGGAGAGAUUUGUUACAUAUUCAAAUCAAGAUUAUAGGUUUACAUGGUAGGUGGAUACUAUUUGGGUGGAUUGUAAUAGACUAUUGUAUAAAAAUGUCUUCAGGAAAAUAAAAUACCAGGCACUAUGA